UAAGAUCCUCUUGUCGUAGACUAAAAUGAUUUUUAUGUCGUGGAAUUGUAGAGGAGCGGCUAGCAAGGCCUUUAGUCGCACUCUUAGAGAAUUAACCAAGGUGUAUAAACCUGAUUUAGUUAUUCUUAUGGAGACUAGAUGUAGUGGUGAUAAUGCAAAAAAGGCUAUCAGAAGUUUUGGGUUUGAUUUUUAUCAUAUAGAAGAGGCUCAGGGAUACAGCGGAGGUAUUUGGAUUAUGUGGAAAGAUCCAAAUUUGGACAUAAGAGUUGUCCAAUCCAGAAUGCAAUUUGUUCACAUGACUAUGAAAAAUGGCUCUAAUGAAUCUUGGGCUCUAACGGCUGUGUAUGCUAGCCCCCAAGAAUCAAGGAGAAAGGAGUUAUGGGCAGAGUUGAAGACUAUAAGUGUCACCUUAACUGGAGGGUGGCUGGUAGUGGGAGAUUUUAAUGAUAUUGCUCACCCAACAGAGAAGAAAGGAGGUAGUAGAGUUGACAUGGGUGCUUGUAAGAGAUUUAAGAGUUGGAUAGAAAGUUGUUCGCUCAUUGAUUUGGGGGCAGUAGGAGCCAGAUUCACUUGGAGAGGUCCCCUGUGGGAGAACCUCGACAGAGUAUUCAAAAGACUCGAUCAAGCACUCUCUAAUAUUGACUGGGGUUUGAUGUUCCCGGAAGCCAGAGUUGAUGUGUUGGCCAGAAGAAAUUCUGAUCAUCACCCGUUGCUGAUCAAUACAAAGCCUCAAGCUAAUACGAGAAUAGAAAAGCCUUUUCGCUAUGAAGCCAUGUGGAGUAUGCACCCUGGACAUAAGGAAUUCAUCAAACAGGCUUGGGAAAGCAACCAACCACUGACAACAGCGCUUAACGGGACAACGAGGCAUCUGAUAAAGUGGAACAAAGAUGUGUUUGGACAUGUUGGAAGGCAGAAGAGAAGACUUAUUAACAGGAUUGAAGGCAUACAAAGAGCUUCCAGCUAUGGGAAAAAUCCAUUCUUAGAAAAACUAGAGGCGAAGUUAAAUGAAGAAUUAGAAGACAUUUUAGACAAGGAAGAAGUUUUAUGGAUGCAGAAGUCUAGAGAUCUUUGGGUGGUGGAUGGAGACCGCAAUACCCGAUACUACCACACUAGAACAGUGAUUAGAAGAAGAAGGAAUAAGAUCUUGAAGUUGAAAGACCAACAAGGAGAUUGGAUCGAAAAAGAUGAAGAUUUGAAAAGACAUGCCAUUGAUUUCUUCAAAUGCUUAUAUGAGGAAGAGAAUGAAACUGGUGGUGGCCUUGUGACUCAAAGCCAAUAUCCACCUUUGGAACCUAGCAUCAAAGAGCAGAUUUACAAAAAACCAGAGAAGAAUGAAGUGAAAUAUGCAAUUUUUAAUAUUGGUUCGCUGAAAGCGCCAGGACCGGACGGAUAUCCAGCCCUCUUCUUCAAAGAAAACUGGGAUAUUGUUAAGCAAAAUGUUUUUGAUUAUAUCCAAACUGUGUGGUUGAACCCAGACACAAUAAGAGACAACAAUGCAACCCUCAUAACCCUUAUCCCGAAAGUGAAACAGCCGGACUCAAUCACCCUUUUUCGUCCCAUUUCAUUGUGCAAUGUGACUUACAAGUGUGUAUCGAAGAUAAUAGUAGAAAGGCUCAAACCGACCUUGAAGGAUAGAAUUUCUCCGUAUCAUUCAAGCUAUGUUCCAGGGAGAAAAAUCCAUGAUAACAUAUUGAUUGCUAAAGAGAUGACACACAUUAUGAAAAAGAUGAAGGGGAGACGAGGAUUCAUGGCUAUAAAAUUUGAUUUCGAGAAGGCCUACGAUAGAGUUCGCUGGAGUUUCUUGAAGGAAUGUCUAGACGGUUUCGAUGUGGGAGCUCAAUUAACAAAUCUCAUCAUGGAAUGUGUCUCUUCAGUGUCCUAUAACUUGCUGUGGAAUGGUGGGAAGACUGAGAGUUUCAGACCGACAAGGGGAAUCAGACAAGGAGACCCCAUCUCGCCUUACCUCUUUGUUAUUGUCAUGGAUAAGCUCUCUCACUUGAUUGAAGACCUUGUGGCUAGCGAGUCUUGGAAACCUAUAAGUGUCGGAAGACAAGGACCGAAGAUCUCCCACUUGCUCUUCGCAGAUGACUUACUAGUGUUUGCGGAAGCAAACGAAGAACAGAUACAGGUUGUGAUGAAUUGCAUGAAGACCUUCUGUGAAGCAUCAGGCUUAAAGAUUAGUAUUUUAAAAACAUCGGUGGUGUUUUCAUCAAAUGUCAAAAAGGGAGAAAAAGAAGCAAUUUGUAAAAAAUGCAACUAUCAGGAAAAAUCAUGUCUGGGUCGAUACUUGGGAGCAAUGCUAACAAAUCACAGGAGAGGCAAGGACAAAUUCAAAAAUGUUGUAGAAAGGAUGCAGAGUAAGUUGAAGGGCUGGAAAAUGAAUUGUUUGUCAUUGGCGGGCAGGAUUACUUUGACAAAAUCGGUUCUUAGUCCGAUGACCAAUUUUGAAAUGCAACAUUCAAAACUGCCAAAAGGUCUUUGCAAUGAAUUAGAGAGAAUGCAGAGAAGCUUUAUUUGGGGAGAAGGGCCAGACCAGAAAAAGAUUUAUCAUCUCAAUUGGAACACCUUAUGCCAACCGAAGCUACAAGGAGGUUUAGGAAUGAGGAAGAUCCAAACUAUGAAUGAUGCUUUUUUGUUGAAAUCAGUUUGGAGAUUUAUAAAAGAGCCUGAAGCGUUGUGGUCACAGGUGCUUAUACACAAGUAUAAGGAGGGUCCUUGCUUACAAAGCAAACCCACUGAUUCUCCUUUUUGGAAAGACAUUACAAAAUUAUGGCCUACUUUAAAAGAAUACUGCUCAGUUGCUAUUGGAGAUGGCUCUACUACCUCCUUCUGGAAUGAUGUUUGGGUACAAAAUGAAGGAUACCUCAGCAGCAAAGCUCUCACACCCAUUCCAGAGGAGCAAAAGAAUUGGAAGGUAGUUGAAUACACAAAUGGCAGAGGCGAAUGGGAUUUAGAGAAUCUCGUGGCUCUACUUCCCACAGAAGUCCUAAACAAAAUUAGAUCAAUACCUCCACCAAAGGACAGUCAAGGUGAAGAUAGAAUAAGAUGGAACCACACGGCAAAUGGAGAUUUCACAGUAGCUUUGGCCUACAGAAUAUUAAUAAAUCACUCAUCCAUGGAGACUAAAAGGAUAUGGAAAGUCAUAUGGAGGUGGAAAGGACCAGAGAGGAUCAGAGUGUUUAUGUGGCAAGCAGCACAUGGAAGGCUCCUAACAGCAAGUAGAAAAUCCCGCAUGAUGAGAACAGACCCAAACUGUCAUAGAUGUCAUCGAAUACUUGAGACUGGGUUACAUGCUCUAAGAGAUUGUCCAUAUGCAGCAUCAAUUUGGGUCGAGUUGGUUCAACCUAGUGCAAUUGCAGUUUUCUUUGGAAUGAAUCUGGCUGAAUGGUUAGACUUUAACCUCUCAAAUCAGAUCGGAAAAUCAUCAAAUCACAACUGGAUAGAUGAAUUCUUUGUAGCGUGUUGGAGAAUAUGGAAGUGGAGAAAUCAAGACCUCUUCUCACAACAACAAGCUACAAGGCCAAGGAAUGCGGUAACAAUCAUUAGGGACUCAGUGAGCAAUUAUAAAGAAGCAGUUAAGAAGAAGCUAAUUAAAGGGGAAUCUGAGAAUAUUCAAAACCGCCGGCAAGCCUGGGAACCACCACCCAGGGGUUGGGUGAAAUUAAAUACCGAUGGAUCAGUCAAAGAAGAAGCAAAGAAAGCGGGUUGCGGGGGACUUUUGAGAACGCAACAAGGGGAGUGGAUUGGGGGUUUCACUGCAAACUUGGGAUACUGCCAGAUAACACAAGCAGAAAUGUGGGCAGUUCUAUAUGGAUUACAAAUGGCAUGGAAUUUAGGAAUGAGAAGGGUGAUUGUGGAGAUGGAUGCCAUAGAAGUUUUAAAAGAAAUCAACACACACCAAUCAACUAAAACAAUAGAUCCAAUUCUAAGGGAAAUAGAAGAGUACAAAGAACGUUCUUGGGAAAUUAAGUUCCAGUAUGCAAACAGAGAAACUAACCAAUGUGCAGAUUGGCUUGGAAAAAUCAGCACUAACCAUCAAUAUGGAUUCAAUUUCAUUGAUAAUCCACCGGCGGACAUAAAGCACUUGCUGCAAAUAGAUGCUGCAGAGAUACAAACUUCUUGUAGUUUGAUAAAUUUGUAAUUUUCUUUCUUUGGGCUUAGGCCCCUAUGUUUACCAAAAAAAAAAUAAUGUGAAUAAUAGAUAUAUCGAAUGUGUGGAUAGUUAUUUUAAUAUUAAAAUUUAGGUGAAUAAUU
This is a messenger RNA of Arachis ipaensis, 4254 nucleotides long. Lineage: Eukaryota; Viridiplantae; Streptophyta; Magnoliopsida; Fabales; Fabaceae. The record is from RefSeq and is a predicted model, not a curated record.